This is a messenger RNA of Catharus ustulatus (Swainson's thrush), 5942 nucleotides long. It is a transcript of the gene LYRM9, whose product is annotated as LYR motif containing 9. NCBI's taxonomy places the organism in Eukaryota, Metazoa, Chordata, Aves, Passeriformes, Turdidae. The record is from RefSeq and is a predicted model, not a curated record. The transcript is spliced from 5 exons.
AUGCUCAAGGAAAGCACUGGAAGUUUGAAGGACUUUAGGGAUCCUGGCUUAGCAAGGAGGAACUUCACUGUGGGCUGUGGUACAGCUUUGGGUACCUACCUGAAGUUACUGUGGCAGUCUGUCUGUGAAACACCGGCACACUCCCACCACAGAGUGAUCCUCUGGGGCCCGGCCAUGCCGCUGCCGCAGGCGGAGCUGGUGCGCAGCUCGCUGCAGCUGUACCGGUACCUGCUGCGCUGCUGCCGCCAGCUGCCCCCGGGCCCGGUGCAGCAGCACUAGAGACACGCCAUCAGGCAGAGUUUCAAAGUCCACGCUGAUGAAGACGAUCCUGAGCGAAUCCAGCAGAUCAUCAAGAGAGCCAUUGAAGAUGCUGACUGGGUGAUGAAUAAAUAUAAAAACCAGAAGUAGAAGAGGAAGGAUGAAGCCAUGAAGCCAAGAAGGACCUUGUUCAAGAGGGAAAGGACCGUGGAGCUGGAAGGUACAGCCAUGGCAUGUCUGCAGCUCCAGAUGUCUGAGGUGCCAGCUGGGAUGUGGGAGCAUCAGACCAAAGGUAUGGUAGAUGUAGUUGAUAUGGAGGACCAGGAUCUGUGAAUUUUAGGGUCUGGAAAGUGAUAGAGUAUUCAAGUCUCAGAAUGAUGCAAAUGAGGAGCACGGUGAGGCAGCAGACAUCAUGAGUAAAUAUUUUGAUAGUAAUGAUUCAGCUGGAGGCAUGAGAAGAUGUCUGUGGAACUUUUGUACAAACAUCAUCUGGUGUUCAAAGUAAAAAAACUUUUAAUAGAGUCAAAGAUAAUUUUAUUUACUCAAUAUACAAGUAAUUUUCCUGCUGGUGAGGAGGUAUGAUGCUAGCAACUGUUUACUUCCUUGUAAUAGUGAAAGUAACCCCCAUACCUCAGACAUGUCUCUGCAAUGACUGGACUGAAGAGUCCUUCAGCUGCACAGCUGAGGCUUUUAUGUUUCCAAGACAUUAUAGAAAUUCCAUUCUCCAGCACAAUAAUUUGAGACCAAAGAUGUUAGAGUAACCCAGAGGUAGAUGAGAACCUGAACUCUGAAAGGGGUUUUGGGCAGAGCUUCAAAAUUUUCAACCAAAAUUAUUAUUCCAAAAACUUCUGCUCAGAAGUCUUGUAACCCUGGAGCUGUCCAAAUUUAUCACUCAAUGACCUGUCUGACCUGAGAGUUGCACAGUGAGUUCUCUUCACCUGUGUGUGAGCAGCUCUCUGCCCCCCAGCCCUGCUGAGCCCCAAGAGCUACUCCCUGUUCCCUUGGUGCUGCUGUGCUGGCAAUUACUGCCCAGGGUGACAAAGACACGCUCACAGGCAGCGUCCUCCCGGGCUCUGCCAUGGCAGAAAAGGAGAAAAUAGCCACUCCAAACAGACUGGUGCACCUGUGUCCCCAUUUUCAGUCCUCCAGGAUCUCUGACCACAGGGAUGGUGAGGAAAUGAGGCUGUGUUGUGUUCUGUAAUUAUUUUUGGAGAGUUAAAAAAACUCAUGAUGCUCAUGAGGCUGCUGACAGAGCAAGGGAUAAUGUCAGCAAAAGGAGAUAAGUGUAUUCAUAGGCUUCAGUUUCUUUUACUGGAAUGAGGAACCCAUUUCUGUGCUAGUUCUGGUAAGUGAUGGGCAGUUGAUAGGUGACUGCAGUAACCCCAGGGCCAAGGAUCCAGGCAGGAGGUGGUGUCAAAGCCCUGCUUUGUGGCCUCACUGCAGAAGCAUUCAGUCACCACCACCAUUUUCAGUGGGAAGAGUAUCCUGUGCCACUGGCUAGCCCAGGGUUUUCAUUGUGUUGACACAAAUGUAAUAACUGCAUUCUGCCAAAAACGCUUUUGCAGCUGGUUCCAAUGAGAUCUCGAGUCAAUAACUUCUCCUUGGUAGUCCACAAGUAAGAGCUGAGUGAAGUUAACAGUUCAAAGGUUGUAGCAAGGCUUUCACUGGAGGCUUGUUAUGCAAGAGCAAGACAAACAUUAGAACAAGGAAAGACAGUUGGAAAACUUCUGAUUAAUAAAGUGAUAGCAUGCUUUACAUUUUUGAAGUAUGGAGAAAUGAAUCAUUUAAAUCACUUUACAGACUUAUCAGCAUCCAGUCUAAGGCCAGAAUCAACACUGGUGCUGUAUUUUCUGUUCUGUGUGUAAACAGAAACCUAAAGCUGAAAUUGUGUUAAUAAUGGAAGUACCAUGUCAAAAGAUGGAGCCUUGGGUUGGUCAAUGUAAUUUUAGUGUUUAUGUUCCUGCUCUUAAAUCCACAGAGAAAUGGUAAAAACCACUUUGGUUAUUAGCAGCCUUGGAGCCUCGUGCAGAAGCUUCCUGUGCAGUGAAUAUCUUUCCCUUUUAUUUAUUUUUGUAAUUCAUUUAUUCAUUUCAGGUCUUGGUAUGGAAAGAUUGUAAAUUGAUGUUUUAUGUAAUGUCCAGGGUAGCAUUCUGCCCUUCACAUGGCCAGAGACAAAAACACUUCUGAUCACAUUCUUGUGUCAGAACUGUUAGUGAUUUCCAUUCACACUUGCCACCAAAAGUCAUUUGAGCCAUGUGGGUACUGAAUAGAAUAUUCCAACCCAGGCCAACCCUUGCUUAGCAGCAUUUGUCAGUAAUGGAAUAUUCUUUAAAUAAUUCUUGAGCACUUUGUAAACUUCCUCACGUGCUGAGUUAUGUCACAGGCAUUGCUUUUUGUCUAGGGCCACUUGAGCACGAGGACUUGAUGCUAAACAAAAAGCUCCCCUCUGUGUUGUCUGGCUCAUUUUCAAAUGUCAUAAGGAAGUAAUCUUUACUGUGAUACUGUAAGGAAGAGCAAUACACGCUAUUUCUGGGAGAAACAAAUAAUAUUCUCUCACAACUUUUUAAAAGGAAACAGUUUCUUAUUUUAAUAGCUUUUAACUUGGCAUUAUAAAUUAUGCCUUCAUAUAAAACUCUGAUAAGCUGCAAACUGAACAGGCAGCACAUCUGUGAGUCUUAAAUAUUCAAUAUCAUAAUGUCUAUUAAUUGUGAGAGUCCUUGACCUUAAACUGUAAGAAUGAGUCUUUAGAGCUUUAUGCUCCACGUUGUCAUGUCCCUCGGUGUCACCCCAAAGAGCAGGGGGGAUUUGAGGUGAGCAGACCCUGACACACAGCACUGCUGAACACAGACCUGCACUGCUCACUGGGUCUGUCCUUUCCUGCAGCCUUGCCUGCUGCUCAGAGCCUGUAGCUCUGCUGGAGCAUGAGCCAGCUGGUGCAUCUUUCAACUUUUGUAUUAUUUGAUUAAUUUAUCUUCUGUCAAGCCAGGUUUUAUGAAAUAGUGUUAACUGAAGUAUACACUACUCAUCAAGUACUCCUUUCAGCUUGUGAUUAAGCAGGGCAGACACAUUAACUUUAAAAAAACCCUGCUCUUUGAAGACUAUUUUCUAUUUUCCUCAUAAUUGUGUUUGAUAUUUAAAACAGUUUUUAAAAGUUUAGAAGCAGAGGGAGGCAUCUGUCACUUGCACCUAAGAGCUUACCAGUGUUUGUGUUUGUCACUGGGGAGAGCGCUGGCAUUGCUCCCUUCCCUUGUGCAGUCUGAAGGGGAAAGUUCUGGGGCUGCUGCUUGCUGUCCUCACCUGUGCACACUGAACUUAGCCCUUGUCUGACUAUCAGCCUGGCUGACUUUUCCCCCAGAAGAAUCUGCUUGCAUGUUCUGCAUUAAUCCAAUUUGAAAAGGAUUACCUUGAUUUUUGUCUUCUUAAUCAGCAGCUUCUGAGCCAGCUUGGUUUGGGUGCUUCACAGAAUCAUUCAGGCAAAAGACUUGCAGCCCAUGGAGUUCCAGCUGUGCCAGCUGUCCCAGCUGUGCCCAGUCCCCACCUUGUCCCCAGCCCAGAGCACUGAGUGCCAUGCCUUGGACACCUGCAAGGAUGGGCACCCCAAAGCUCCCUGGGCAGCCCCUGGCAAUGUUUAACAACCCAUUCUGUGAAGGAACUCCUCCUGAUGUCCAACUGCACCUCCCCAGGACAGCUUGAGGCUGUCUCACUACCCCAUAGAAAAUCUUUUCUUGCAGCUGCACAGCUUCAGACUGAGUGGCCUCAUUACCUGUGGGCUUCCUUCUGCCAGGGUUCAGCAUCAUCUCUUUAAAACACACUGCACUUAAUACAUUUUUAUUGCUAUACCUGAUUUUAUACCUUAUCUCUGGUGUUCAUUCUUGUUGAGAGGAGUUUACAACUGCUGCUGUUUUGAUUAAUAUUCUCCCCUUCUACAGAAUGGAUUUUAGAAGAUGCAAAAUUGGCAGUAAAUUCUUGUAGCUGAUGAGGUUGACUCAUAUUCUAUAUUAAAUAAAAAACACAGGAUCUGGGAUUUUCUCAAUCUUGCUGCAAUUUCUUAGCAGUCAUUUCAUCUACAGAAAGUGGUCUGUGUCUCAGCUGGUGUGGAACAAGGAACAAGGAAAACUGUUUGAAAACAAAUGUAAAACAGAAGUUAGUCUGGAAAAUACUACAUCAUGAUAGUGGGCAUGGGCAAAGGUUUUCUAUUUUGGAACCACCUUCUUGAUAUUGAGCCAAUACGAGGACUGACCUCUCGUGCUUAAAAAUAGAGUAUUUUGGUUUCCACAGUUGUGCAACUGCAGGGGCUUCUUUCUCUUUUAUUUUCUGUGUUUCCCUCCCAUUUGUAGAGAAAUGUGUUUAACCACAAUUUACACUACAGAGUGCUGACACCUGUUGAGUCUUGGAGCUUUCUCUCCCCCAAGAGCUCUUUUGAGUUUGUCCUUUUCCUUGCUGGAAGUAUCUCACAGAGUACCUUGCAGCUUUCUGGCCAAGAUUUCUAAAGUAAUUCUCGGAUUGCUUUUGAGGUGUUUAACUCGGGACACCUUCCAAGGGCAGCAGCUCUCAGGUUGGGGCUCAGGGGACAAGCAGCAGGAAAUUGUUUAUUCUCCACUAGCAUGGCUCUGAGUUAGGGGGACUGACAUGGUAAUGAUAAUUUUACAGCUAUUUCAGAAACAUGCUUUAAAAAAACAGAUCUCAAACCCUGCUCCCAGCUAAUAGAACAGAGCCUGUAGGAUGUCCCAGUGACACUAUGCCAAGUCUGGUUACUUCUAAUUGAUUAAAUGCAGUGAAAAGGCACCAAGGGUUUAUUAUGAAAUUUGAGAUGGAGAGCAAAUCCCUGCACUCUGACUUCGUUAUCCUCAUAAGCAAAGGUGCAGAUUUUAUAGCUGAGGUAAAUAUAUAAAAAUGUACACAAUAUGAGUGGUAUUUAGUGUAAAACUUGAAUGAAUCAUGUCUGGUUGAGAGAGAACCAUAAACCCUUUGAUCGAACAAUGAGGCUUUGAAAGGAACAGAUUUGGUAGAGUGCUGAACCUGUAAUCUGCUCACUUUAUUGCAUUAUGUGAGGAAGACCUUAUUUAUUUGCUACUUAGGAAGUGUUUCCAAUCACAGCUCAUAAUUAUGUAGCUUUGCUCCACAGAACUCUGUAACACUAGUAAAAACCUCUGGAAUUCAUAGGGGCUGUGUUAAAUGAGACACAAAUCUUGCCUUUGUGCUCUGCCUUGGUCUACACUAACAAAGCCAGUCUGGAUAAUUGCUUAUCUGAAUAUUUACUUUCCAUGCUGUUCUUGGGUUCUGAGCUGAAGCCACUGGAAUCAAAGGGAAAGACUUCAGUAGAGUUCACCAUCUUAAACCAUUUUUCACUUCCUGGAAUUCUCAGAUCUCAGAGGAAUAGCCUAUGCUAAAUCAUGGUUACCAGAAUUAAAAGUGAAACAGUUCUGUUUAUCCAGUUUUACAAAACAUAGUGUCUGCAUCAGCGUGGGUGGACAAGUUCCAGAGGUGGGUUUGAUGCUGAAAGCAAAUGUAUUCUCCAUAAAUCAGUUGGAAUCUGGGCCCAAAGACAUCACUCUGUGUGAGGGGAAGGCAGAAAGAAUUCUGAAGUUUCUUUGUCCAAUAAUGAGUUGCUUUCUUACCUCAUGCUCGUAUGUUCUUUUGGAAAAAUAAAUAUUAAAAGUCUUGCUGCUGCUUUUAGUGCUGAA